CGCCUGCAGGGGGCAGUUCAGCGGGGCCUCUGUCCAUGGUGCUGAAGAUUCGGCUCUGUCCGGGGUGCUGAAAAAGCUCAGGGGUCCAGGACCAUGUCUGCGACGCUGUCACACUGAUUCAGUCCCUCCUGUCGAGCUCUGGUGGUCUCCAGUAGUCAGAGGACCGCGUGAGUCUGAGCGUGAGCCUGCCUGCCUGGAGAUGUCGAGGCGGAGGGGGAGGGGAGGACAGUAGUCUAAGCGUAAGAAUAAACCCAGAGGUGGAGAAAGAGAGAGAAAAUCUACCGGAGAACGAGCCUCAGUGACAAAAUGAGUCAGGACACAGAGACACGAACAAGAAGCCGCUCUAAAGCCAUCCGAGUGUCAGCAGAGCAGGUUGGUCCAGAGAUGAAGCUGGAACUAAGCAGCAGCUGUCCCACCCCUGGAUGUGACGGAAAAGGACACGUUAGUGGAAGAUACUCCCGACAUAGAAGCGUGCUGGGCUGCCCACUUGUGAAGAAGAGGAAGCUAGAGGAGGCCGAGGCUGAAGAGAACCAGUCAGCAUCCAAACGGCGGAGCCAGCCGGUCAAACAGGCAGAAGAAGACAGCGACACAGCGGAGGAGGAGGAGCAGAAAGAAGAGGAAGAGGAGGGAAAAGACGCCAUCAGAGACAAAGAGAAACACAGAGACAAAAGCAAGAUGGAAUUAUUAAAACCCGACUGCUCACUGGUGACGACACAGGACGCAGACAUUGCUUCUCCUCUGGAUGACGAGGACACGCCGGAGACUGGGAACAAAACCGAAACGGAGAAAUCUGGUGGGGAAGAGCAGCCGGUAACGGUCGCCGACAUUCCUCUGCAGGAGGAAACAGAGCCCAAGGAGGAGGAGGAGGAGGAGGACGAGGAGGAGGAAGAAGAGGAGGAGGAGGAGGAGGAUGUCCAGCUGCUGACAAAGUACGAGCCAUCAGAGCAACCUGAAGAAGAAACUACUCUUCCUCAACUUCAGUUUACUAAAGGUGAGGAAGAAGAGGAAGCCGAAGAAGAGAAGGAAGAUGAAGAGCAGCAAGAAAAGGAAGAAGAACGGGAGGUAGGAAGGCCGAUGAUGAGACAGGAAAACACGGAUCACCAGUACUCCAGCGGGGAUUACAACCUGCAGCCCAAAGAAUCAAAACAGGAGCAGUGCUCAAGGGAUGAGCAGGAGGAUGAGGAGGAGGAGGAAGAAGAGGAGGAGCAUGAUGAGGAGGAGGAAGAGGAGGGAGAAGAGAGAGGGGUUGACACCCCAUACAAUAUGAGUCCAACCACUCAGGGAUCUGAAACAGCUGUGUCACUCAGGGAAGAAAAGGUCAGCACUCUCAUAACCGAGGAAGAGGAGGAGGAGGAAGAAGAGCGAGAGGAAGAGGAGGACGACAGACAGGAGAAGGAAGAGUGUGAAGUGGUGGAAGAGGAAGAGGAGGAUCGAGACUCAAGCAAAGCGUCUCCUGGUACGGUGGUUAUAGAAGUCCGCUCCGAGGAGGAGGAUGAGGAUGAGGAGGAGGAAGAAGAGGAUGAGGAAGAGGAGGAGGAUGAGGAGGAGGAAGGAGAGGAGCAGGAUCGUGCCUCAGAGGGCUCAGGAAUCACGGAUGACUCGGAGAACUGGGACAUGACCCGGGGGAACCUGGGACUGCUGGAGCAGGCCAUCGCGCUGAAGGCGGAGGAGGUGCAGGGAGGCCAGGAGUCCCGGAGCUCCCCAGACUACCAGCCGUUCGGGUCCUCCAUGAAGAACUCCGAGGCGUCUGUGGCGCGCCGGCCUGCGCACUACAGCAAAGACAAGAAGGAAGUGAAGUGUCCGACCCCAGGCUGUGACGGGACUGGUCAUGUUACCGGGUUAUAUCCUCACCACCGCAGUCUGUCUGGAUGUCCUCAUAAAGACAGAAUCCCCCCAGAGAUCCUCGCCAUGCAUGAGAAUGUGUUGAAGUGUCCCACUCCAGGCUGCACAGGCCAGGGCCAUGUGAACAGUAACCGCAACACACACCGCAGUCUGUCGGGCUGCCCCAUAGCUGCAGCAACUAAACUGAACAAGACGCAGGACAAACAGGUUCAUUUACAGGCUUCAGCCACCGAAACUUCUUCCAACUCUGACAGAGUGCUGAGACCCAUGUGUUUUGUAAAGCAGCUGGAGAUCCCUCAGUAUGGCAGCUACCGGCCCAACACGGUGACCACCACACCUCGAGCUAACCUGGCCAAGGAGCUGGAGAAAUACUCCAAGGUGUCUUUUGACUAUGCAAGCUUUGACGUGCAGGUCUUUGGAAAGCGAAUGAUUAUUCCAAAGACACCCAGCAGCGCCGACACAUCACCCAAAGCAUUCAAGUCUAAAUCAUUUCCCAAGGCACCCUCCCCCAGUCACUGUGUAUCUGGAAGCUUUUCCAAGAGCCCUCUGUCCUCAAGUAGUUAUGACUAUAGCCAAGAUGCAGAGGCAGCCCACAUGGCGGCAACAGCCAUCCUCAAUCUGUCUACUCGCUGCUGGGAGAGACCAGAAACCCUCAGCACCAAACCCACGGAGCCCUGCGCCAAGGAGUCGGACAUCGAGGUGGAUGAGAACGGCACCUUGGACCUCAGCAUGAAGAAGACCAAGAGGGACGACAUGCAGUCUCCAGAGCCUUCAUCCUCCUCCUCCUCCUCCUCUCAACCCGUGGGAGCCACAUUAUCUCAGGGCCACACUCAACCAGACUGGGAGGAACCUCUUGAUUUCACCAAAUCAAGUGAAGUCAAAGAUGAAGACCAUGAAGAGGUGGAGUAUACCGCUCCGUCAUAUACCUCAUCUGAAGGUGAAGAAGAUGACCAAGAAAACCUGGAGGACAGGAAGUACCCUGGUGAAGUCACCACCACCAGCUUUAAGGUCAAGUUUCAGCCCAAAGACAGCAAAAAAGACAUCCUUGUAUGCCCGACCCCAGGCUGUGAUGGAAGUGGACACAUCACUGGCAAUUACGCUUCACAUCGAAGUCUGUCAGGCUGUCCUCUUGCUGAUAAAUCACUUCGGACCCUCAUGGCUGCCCAUACGGCUGAACUGAAGUGUCCGACUCCAGGCUGUGACGGAUCAGGCCACAUCACCGGGAACUACGCUUCACACAGAAGUUUGUCUGGAUGCCCGCGAGCAAAGAAAGGUGGAGUCAAAUUAACCCCUACCAAGGAUGACAAGGAGGACUCUGAGCUGCUGAAGUGUCCAGUUCCCGGCUGCGACAGCCUCGGCCACAUCAGUGGGAAGUACGCCACCCACCGCAGUGCCUACGGCUGUCCGCUGGCGGCACGCCGGCAGAGGGAGGGUCUUCUCAACGGCACGCCUUUCUCCUGGAAGGCCUUCAAGGCUGAGGGCCCGGCCUGCCCAACUCCAGGCUGUGACGGCUCUGGUCAUGCAAACGGCAGUUUCCUGACACACCGCAGUCUGUCAGGUUGUCCCAGAGCGUCCAUCAACAAGAAGAGAGCAAAGCUUCCUGGAGACGAGUACAUAACUGCAAAGUUCAGAGCUAGUGACGUUCUGGACAAUGACGAAGAUAUCAAACAGCUAAACAAGGAGAUCAAUGAGCUGAAUGAGUCCAACUCAGAGAUGGAGGCUGACAUGAUGAAUCUGCACACUCAGAUAUCCUCAAUGGAAAAGAACCUGAAGAGCAUGGAGGAGGAGAACAAACAGAUAGAGGAGAGGAAUGAUGCCUUGUUCCUGGAGUUAUCUGGUCUGAGUCAGGCUUUGAUCCACAGUCUGGCCAACAUCCGCCUGCCCACCAUGCAGGAACCAUUGUCCGAGCAGAACUUCGACAGCUACGUGGAGACCCUGACCCACAUGUUUACCAAUAAAGACUGCUACCAGAACCCAGAGAACCGGGCUCUGCUGGAGUCCAUCAACCAGGCGGUGAAGGGCAUUGAGGUGUGAGGGACCAGAGGGGUGAUGGGGGAGAUUGGAUGGGGGGGGCAACGACGACACAUCUCAGUGACUGCACCACUCUCUGUCCUUAAUCCCUUGGAAUACUCUACGUAAUUAACUCCUCUCAUUUUGUAUCUUUGUUAUUUGAGUUUGUUUCUGGUUUGCAUGUUGCUUUAUGACAGGAAAGUGUGUGUCUGCAAAUU
Molecule: messenger RNA, 4070 nt
Organism: Melanotaenia boesemani (Boeseman's rainbowfish)
Lineage: Eukaryota; Metazoa; Chordata; Actinopteri; Atheriniformes; Melanotaeniidae
Product: myelin transcription factor 1-like
Exons: 23
Coding region: 307-3876 (1189 amino acids)
Biological process (GO): regulation of transcription by RNA polymerase II
Cellular component (GO): nucleus
Molecular function (GO): zinc ion binding; RNA polymerase II cis-regulatory region sequence-specific DNA binding; DNA-binding transcription factor activity, RNA polymerase II-specific
Source: RefSeq, a predicted model, not a curated record